UGUCGACUUUUUUUGUUACAAAGAAAAUCGAAGGAAAAAUGGCUCGUUUGACGGUCUCUUUUGGUCUGAUGUUUAUUUUGAGCUGCGGGACAAUUUGUUCCUCUGCUCUUACCCCAUUUUCCUUGGAAGACAAACUGCAAGAAUUGGAAGUGAGACUUGUAGAAAAGGUGACGCAACUGGAGGCGCAACUUGAACUAAAUAAUGAACUAAGACAAGAUUUGACAUUGAAAGUCAUACAAUUAGAGGCAAAAAAUGUCCAAUUGGAAGUCAAAAUUGGAAAACUGGAGGCCAAAGUGGAACAACAAGAUUCGCUUUUAACUUCCCUUUUACGAGAGAAAAAUGAACGCACAGCAGCAGCAACCGACUCUGUUCCAAUUAGCAAUAAUCCAUCAGCUGUUGCCAUCAACGGACUGCCGUCUUCGUGCGAGGAUCUCAAGAUGAUUGGCCACGCCCUGAACGGAUUUUAUUCCGUCAUGGGAUCGGCGAAAAUGGAAUCCGUUUACUGCGAUUUCACUAAACCCCCUGGCGAUGCGGGUUUUGAGAAAUGGAUCGGAUACGCCGACGUAAAAUCGGCGCCCGUCUAUUUCUACGUCCAGAGAAAUUCUGGAUUUACCUCAGGUGGAACUCCGAUUCCGUUCGAUGUGGCGCGGGUGAACGAGGGAAACGCCAUGGAUUUAACAUCGGGAAUAUUCACGGCACCGCGGCCGGGAAUUUAUUUUUUCUCUUUCGCAGGAGUGGCGUAUCUUAUAGAUCCAAUUUUUGUUGGGUUUUGGUCUAAUAUUUAUUUGAAUGGGAAUCGAAUCGGGACGAGCUAUGUUGGAGAUAAUUACGGCCCCGCUGAACAAUGGAGUCCGUUGAGCCUCCAGUCGACCCUGAACUUGAAAAAAGGCGAUCAACUUUGGGUGACGAUUGGUUAUUAUGGUUCAUCCCAGUCUUUGGCUGACUACAGCCCCACUGGCGACCACCGGACCCAUUUCACGGGUUUCAUGUUGGAGGAGGAAAUUGUGUCGUCCCUCUGAGGUUCAACUUCAUCGUCGACACGAAACAUUUUCGAAUAUUUUUGUUUAAUGUCGACACGAAAUUUUGGUGAUGGGGGAAAUUUCAAGGGGAAAGGGAAGAAAAUUCGAUCGACUCUAAUUCAUUAAGGGGUAGGAAUUUCUGUACAAAAAUUUUGAUUGUGGAUGCAAAUACACAAGUGAAUACGCACA
Daphnia pulicaria is the source of this 1208-nucleotide messenger RNA. RefSeq lists its product as uncharacterized. The transcript is spliced from 3 exons. NCBI's taxonomy places the organism in Eukaryota, Metazoa, Arthropoda, Branchiopoda, Diplostraca, Daphniidae. Gene Ontology annotation, molecular function: protein binding. The record is from RefSeq and is a predicted model, not a curated record. The coding region runs from base 39 to 1019 and encodes 326 amino acids.